This is a messenger RNA of Oryzias latipes (Japanese medaka), 3742 nucleotides long. The record is from RefSeq and is a predicted model, not a curated record. Lineage: Eukaryota; Metazoa; Chordata; Actinopteri; Beloniformes; Adrianichthyidae.
AGAUAGAGAAUGGACCAGGAAAGAUAUAGGUGGACAGAGGUGCAACUGGGUGGACAAGCAGCAGCAGAAGAAGAGAAGAAGAGUAUUUUUCCAUCUGUUAUUUUUGUUUAGUCUUAAGAGAAAGAAGGCAGCAGUUUGACUCUGGCACCUUUGUUUUUGGAGCGUAAACUAGAUAGACUCUCUCUCCAAAUUAUUUAGAGACCCUUCAGACAGAGCCGGAUAUUUGGAGGUGGUGGUCUGGGUGGAGUUUUCUUUGCCUCGUAAGAUUAUUUCCCACACAUUUAGGCGCUCGGAUUACGAUGACCAGGAUCUGGGAGAUCUGGAUCAGCCUGCUGACAGUGUCCGCGGUGACCACAGGCGCACUCGCGGGAUACGGGCUGAGCAUGUUUGCGGCGCAGUCCUCCCCUCCGGACCCCUGCUAUGAUGAGAACGGGAACCCGCGGAGAUGCAUCCCUGACUUUGUCAACUCUGCGUUUGGGAAGGACGUGCGCGUGUCUAGCACCUGCGGGAACCCGGCCGCACGCUUCUGCGUGGUAUCCGAGAAGGGAGAGGAGCGCACGCGGGACUGUCACACCUGCGACUCCAACGACCCCAAGAAGGCGCAUCCGCCCGCGUACCUGACAGACCUCAACAACCCCCACAACCUCACCUGCUGGCAGUCCGAAACGUACGUGCAGUACCCGCAGAACGUCACGCUCACCCUGUCUUUGGGCAAAAAGUUCGAGGUCACCUACGUGAGCCUGCAGUUCUGCUCCCCCAGACCCGAGUCCAUGGCAAUUUACAAGUCCAUGGACUACGGAAAGUCCUGGGUGCCAUUUCAGUUUUACUCCACUCAGUGCAAGAAGAUGUACAACCGGCAGAACAAGGCGACCAUUACCAAACAGAACGAGCAGGAGGCCAUCUGCACGGACUCGCACACGGACAUGCACCCGCUCACCGGCGGCCUCAUCGCCUUCAGCACUCUGGACGGCCGACCGUCUGCGCACGACUUCGACAACUCCCCGGUGCUGCAGGACUGGGUGACGGCCACCGACAUCAAGGUCAUCUUCAGUCGGCUUCACACCUUCGGGGACGAGAACGAGGACGACUCGGAGCUGGCGCGCGACUCCUACUUUUACGCCGUUUCGGACCUGCAGGUGGGAGGACGCUGCAAGUGCAACGGGCACGCGUCGAAGUGCGUCAAGGACCGAGAGGGAAAUCUGGUCUGCGAGUGCAAGCACAACACGGCGGGACCCGAGUGUGACAGGUGCAAACCUUUCCACUAUGACCGACCGUGGCAGCGCGCCACGGCCAGGGAGGCCAACGAGUGCGUGGCCUGCCACUGUAACCUGCACGCUCGCCGCUGCCGAUUCAACAUGGAGCUGUACAAGCUGUCAGGCCGCCGGAGUGGUGGGGUCUGUCUCAACUGCCGCCACAACACAGCGGGACGUCACUGCCACUACUGCAAGGAGGGCUACUUCAGGGACAUGAGCAAGCCCAUUUCUCAUCGCAGAGCUUGUAAAGCAUGCGACUGCCAUCCAGUCGGAGCGGCGGGGAAGACAUGCAACCAGACCACAGGCCAGUGCCCCUGCAAGGACGGAGUGACAGGGAUCACAUGCAACCGCUGUGCCAAAGGCUACCAGCAGAGCCGCUCCCCCAUCGCUCCUUGCAUCAAGAUCCCAGUUGCUUCUCCAACAUCAACUUACAGCAGCUAUGAGGAGCCAUCAGAUUGUGACUCUUACUGCAAAGCUUCUAAGGGAAAAAUGAAGAUCACCAUGAAGAAGUACUGCAAAAAAGAUUACGCGGUCCAAGUGCACGUCUUAAAAGGAGACAAAGCGGGCGAGUGGUGGAAGUUCACCGUCAACAUCAUUUCCGUCUACAAACAAGGCCGGCACCGCAUCCGUCGCGGCGACCAGUUACUGUGGGUUCGUGCCAAGGAUGUUGCUUGCAGGUGCCCCAAGAUCAAGCCUGGGAGGAAGUACUUGCUCCUGGGCACAGAUGACGACUCCCCCGGACACAGCGGCGUUGUCGCUGACAAAGGAAGCCUGCUAAUUCCCUGGAAGGACCUGUGGGGGCGCCGGCUGAGGAAGUUUCAGCAGCGUGACAAGAGGGGAAAGUGCUAGAAGACCCUUACAGAAAUGUUUUUUGUCAUGGUUAGAAACAAGAAAGAGGAAAGGUUGGAUGAGAAAAAUAAACUGGAAGAAGUUAAACUAUAGGGACCCAGGUGAAGAGUAGGAGAAAUCGGGGAAAGACUGAGUGCUGCUGCUCUGAACUGGAGCGAAGAGAUUAGAGUUUUUUAGGAACUUUUGUGAAGAAGCUCUUUUUACCGUUGUUUUACUGCUUUGUCUUUCAAGUUGUCUUUGGUUGUGUAAUUGCAGAGUUUGCACCUAAUGUCACAAAUGUACUUCAUCCUGAUCAUUUUUACCCACGAUGUCGUUGUUCUUCGCCACAAUGCCUCGUCUGCAUCAGAACUUUGCAUCUAUAGAGUGUCUGUUUCGACUGUUCUGUAAGAAGUUGAUCAAAGUUUCUACACUGCAAAUGAGGGAAGGUGCUUUUUUGCAAUCUGCCAAACUUUAAAUGAUGCAAUUUCUCCUGCGAUUACCUCAUCAACCAAACUGCCGUUAAGAUUCUGUCCUGUAUCCUGUAAAAGAUGGCAGCCUUUGAUCUGCUCUAAUCUCAAACAUGUCAUGACCUCUGACCUCUGCAAUGUAAAGUAACCACACGUGUACACGCUUUCUUUUUUUUUUACUUUGUAGAUGAUGCAUCAGCUAGAUGCAGAGUAGAUGUGUCAACCAUGCACUUAUUUUUUUUUAAACUAGUCUUGGAACAUAUAAGAUAUGUUCACGCCUGUAGAGUGGCAUCCAAAAGAAAAAAUAAACUGUAAUUUCACGUUUGUUCCUUUUUUUUCUUAAGGGAAAAUGAUCUUUAAUUUUAUCACAGCAACACAAAACUCUUCAAAGGACUAAAUGUUAGCCUGACCUUCCAAAUCUUGGCGAAAGAGAGAGGUGAGAACAGGACUGGCUCAUUAAUGCCGAGCCUCGAGUCAACCCUGGUUCCACCUGCUUGCUUCUAUUUGCUAUAGCUGACUGGCUGAUAUUGAUUGUGAAUAAUGCACAUUUCAUUUUUACGCAGUAUUCCUUGUUGUGGUAAAAUAACCUGUGGAAUGAUUUAGCAUCACGUGUUUAAUUUUUUGCAGAGCGUUUAACACAACGUGUCAAAUGUCUGUCACUUUGGGGUGACUCCAUAUAGACGAGAUCCUGUUAUCGAUGCUUGGUACUCGACAAAAAAGGCAUGACUGAGUGUCUGUAUGUUUUAUAGCUGUAUAGUUUUACUUUUUAAAAAUUCUGCUUGAUUAUUAACCUGAUUUAUGUACAAAUUAACCAGCGUUUUAAAAACAAGAAGCGUCAGGAGUAGAGAUACGAAUUCCUCAUGUCUUCCCUCAGAUCAGAAACAUCGACAGCAUCAGGCCACAUGUGUGCUGAUUCAGUAACACCUCUGUACUCUGUGCAGCAUCACAAUGUAUGUACUGGUUAGAAGGUUUCUUUGAGCUACACUCCACCCAAACGCAAAAUGGUACUGCAUCAAAUUUCAGCACCCACAAGAAAGAAAGUUUUCUGCUGGUCUUCUUCUAAAAAUGGCUUGUAAAUGUUGCAUUUUAGGAGUGUCCUUGCAAAUGUCAUGUAAUGUCUUGUAAUACUAAUAUAUUAUGUUUAUCACAAAUGAAUAUAUUUAAUGACACAUUAAAUAAUGUGGCUUUUGUGGC